AUGGCGACAGAGGAAACAGAGAGCCUGCACGUCGUCCUCUUCCCCUUCCUCGCGCGCGGCCACAUCCCGGCCUUCCUCCGCCUCGCCGCACUCCUCCACGAGCUCCGCCCGGGCAUCACCGUCACACUCGUCUCCACCCCGCGGCUCCUCGCUUCCCUCACCCUCCCGGCCACCACGCCUCCCAUCCGCCUCCACGCGCUGCCCUUCGCGCCCGCCGACCACGGCCUGCCCCCCGGCGCCGAGUCCCUCGCCGACCUCCACGUGCACCAGUUCAUCGCCUUCUUCCAGGCGUCCGAGUCCCUCCGCCCCGCCUUCGAAGCGUUCGUCUCCGACCUCCGGUCCCCGGUCUGCAUCAUCGCCGACGCCUUCUUCGCGUGGAGGGCCGACGUCGCCCGCGCGCGCGGCGCCUUCCACGCCGUCUUCCUCCCUGGUGGCGCCUUCGGGAACGCCGUCUUCUUCUCCGUGUGGGAGCACCUGCCGCACACACUCCCCGCCGCCGCCGACGAGUUCCCUCUGCCGGACUUCCCGGCCGUUGUCCUCCACCGCACGCAGAUCCCGCGGUACAUGCUCGCGGCGACCGGGGCAGAUCCCUGGACCGCCUUCUUCCGGCGGGUCAUCUCCUCCUGCCGCAAGACCGACGCGGUCCUGGUCAACACCGUCCAAGAACUCGAGUCCUCCGGGCUGGACAUGCUCAAGAGAAGCUUCGGCGUCCAGCCAUGGCCGAUCGGGCCGAUUCUCGCGCUGCCGACUUCGUCAGACUCGCAAGACGAUGCCAGCAUCAUCCGGUGGCUGGACGCAUGUCCGCCGCGCUCGGUCCUGUACAUAUCAUUCGGGUCGCAGAACAGCAUCAACGCCGGUCAGAUGACACAGCUGGCGCUGGGGCUGGAGGCCAGCGGGCGGCCGUUCCUCUGGGUCCUCCGCCCGCCGGUGGGGCUCGACGCGACGGACGGCUUCAAGCCCGAGUGGCUCCCGGCCGGCUUCGAGGAGCGGACGGCGAAGGCAAACAGGGGAUUGCUGGUGCGCGGCUGGGCGCCGCAGGUGCGGAUCCUGGCGCACCCGUCCACCGGCGCGUUCCUGAGCCACUGCGGGUGGAACUCCAUCCUCGAGAGCCUCUGCCACGGCGUGCCGCUGAUCGGGUGGCCGCUGGGGGCCGAGCAGUUCUUCAACGCGAUGCUGGUGGCGGAGUGGGGCGUCUGCGUGGAGGUAGCGCGGGGGAACUUGGAGAGCUCGGCCGUGGCGAGUGGGGCGGUGGCCGAGACCGUGGGGACGGUGAUGGGGGAGACGGCGAAGGGUGAUCGGGUGAGGAGGAAUGCGGCGGCGAUCGCGCGCGCGCUGGCGGCGGCGUGGGAGGGGCCUCGCGGGUCGUCAGCGGCGAGCUUGGAGGGGUUCCUCAGAUGCGUUGAGAUGUCUUGA
Lolium rigidum is the source of this 1413-nucleotide messenger RNA. RefSeq names its product UDP-glycosyltransferase 92A1-like. The coding region runs from base 1 to 1413 and encodes 470 amino acids. Lineage: Eukaryota; Viridiplantae; Streptophyta; Magnoliopsida; Poales; Poaceae. Gene Ontology annotation, molecular function: UDP-glycosyltransferase activity. The transcript has a single exon. The record is from RefSeq and is a predicted model, not a curated record.